Lithohypha guttulata is the source of this 1212-nucleotide messenger RNA. RefSeq lists its product as uncharacterized. The transcript is spliced from 2 exons. Gene Ontology annotation, biological process: retrograde vesicle-mediated transport, Golgi to endoplasmic reticulum; endoplasmic reticulum to Golgi vesicle-mediated transport. The record is from RefSeq and is a predicted model, not a curated record. Bases 1 to 1212 code for a protein of 403 amino acids. Gene Ontology annotation, cellular component: COPII-coated ER to Golgi transport vesicle; endoplasmic reticulum; membrane. Lineage: Eukaryota; Fungi; Ascomycota; Eurotiomycetes; Chaetothyriales; Trichomeriaceae.
AUGAACGGCUCAGCGUUUGAAAAACACGACCUCGACGAGGAUGCAUUUGGCGACAAGGGCGUCUCCUCUGGCCUGCGGACAUUCGAUGCAUUUCCCAAGGUCAAGCCAACUUACACAUCUGCCACGGAACGAGGAGGGAAAUGGACAAUAGUAGUCGCAUUCCUCUGCUUUAUGCUUACGUUCUCCGAAAUGCGAAACUGGUGGGCCGGCACGGAGACACAUCACUUCAGCGUCGAGAGAGGGGUCGGACACGAGUUGCAGCUCAAUCUUGACAUUGUAGUAGCCAUGAAAUGCAGUGACAUUCAUGUUAACGUGCAAGAUGCGGCGCUGGACAGAAUAUUGGCAGGUGAUCUGUUGACCAAGGAAGACACAAACUACGAGGCUUGGUUGAAAAGAGCAAGCAGCAAGAAGGGACAUUACACUGCGAAUAUGGAGGGCAAGAACUUUGACAGUUUCGAAGACAAGGAUGCCGACUUGCGCAGACAGCAGGCUCAGGAGGAGGAUAGUCAUGUUCACCAUGUGCUUGGCCACAUGCGCGAGUCAAGGACGAAAAAGAAGUUUGCCAAAGCGCCCAGGUUAAAGAGAGGAGAGAGCAUUGAUGCAUGCCGGUAUUAUGGCAGCCUGGAAGGCAACAAGGUACAAGGCGACUUCCACAUAACAGCCCGAGGGCAUGGCUACCUCGAGCCAGGCGGCCACAAGCAUCUCGACCACACCUCAUUCAAUUUCAGCCAUCAUAUCAAUGAGCUAAGCUUUGGCCCGCACUACCCAAAUCUACUCAACCCAUUAGACAAAACGAGCGAUAACACUGACAAGAACUUUUACAAAUUCCAAUACUACCUCAGCAUCGUGCCAACAAUCUAUACAAAGAGGAGAGUCAGCACAAGAAGCGGCGCACUGGAUCCAGCUGCGAUACCACAACCCGCCACCUUGGACAUGACACCCGAAGACCUACAAAAGGUCAAAUUAGGAGAGAUACCGUCUCACAUCAGCAACCCAAAUAUCGGCAGAGACAGGAAAAGUAUCUUCACAAAUCAAUACGCCGCGCAAAGUCAGAGCAGAGAAGUGAAUCACAACACUAUCCCUGGAAUCUUCUUCAAAUACGACAUUGAGCCCAUAUUACUGAUUGUUAGUGCUCAGAGGUCGAGCUUUUGGUCGUUGUUGUUGAGUUGUGGGAGGCGGGUGGAUGUUUCAACUGACGGAAUGGGGAACUGA